CGGGGCAACUGCAUAACCUUGCUCCUGAGUUUGCUGCCGGUAAAACAUACGUGUACAAGUAUGAGGCACUGCUCCUGGGCGGUCUGCCAGAGGAAGGUUUGGCAAAAGCCGGGCUCAAAGUCAGCAGCAAAGUUCUCAUCAGCGCUGCAGCCCAAAAUAUAUAUAUGCUGAAGCUUGUUGAACCUGAGCUCUUUGAGUACAGUGGCAUCUGGCCAAAGGAUCCUUUAGUUCCAGCAACCAAACUGACUUCAGCCUUGGCAGCUCAGCUCAUGAUUCCCAUCAAGUUUGAGUAUGCCAAUGGUGUUGUUGGAAAAAUGUUCGCCCCAGAGGGAAUUUCAACAAUGGUGCUGAACGUUCACAGAGGUAUCCUGAAUGUCCUUCAGCUCAACAUCAAGAAGACACAGAAUGUCUACGAGCUGCAGGAGGCUGGAGCUCAGGGUGUGUGCAAGACCCUCUAUGCCAUCACUGAAGACGACAAGGCUGAACGCAUCCUUUUGACAAAGACCAGAGAUCUGAACCACUGUCAGGAAAAGAUCAUAAAGGACUUGGGGUUGGCAUACACUGAGAAAUGUGCAAAGUGCCAGCAGGAUUCAAAGAACCUGAGAGGAGCCACAGCAUACAACUACAUCUUGAAGCCAGUUGCUAGCGGCAUCCUGAUACUGGAGGCAGCUGUCAAUGAGCUGAUCCAGUUCUCACCUUUUACUGAGUUGAAUGGAGCUGCUCAGAUGCAGACCAAGCAAUCCUUGGUGUUCUUUGAAAUUCAGAGGGCCACUAUUGUACCCAUUGAAGCCCAGUAUCUUCACCGUGGAUCUCUAAAGUAUGAAUUUUCCACUGAGCUUCUUCAAACACCCAUUCAGCUCAUCAAGAUCAACAAUGUACAGGCCCAGAUUGUAGAGAUUCUGAAUCACCUGGUUACCAACAAUGUGGAGAGAGUCCAUGAGGAUGCCCCUUUGAAGUUUUUGGAACUUGUUCAGCUCCUGCGUGCAGCCCGCUUUGAAGAUCUGGAAAUGCUCUGGAGACAAUACAGACUGAAACCUGCCUUCAGACAGUGGAUCUUGGAUUCCAUCCCUGCCAUUGGAACUCCUGUUGCUAUGAGAUUCAUCAAGGAGAAAUUCCUGCUUGAUGACCUGACUGUUGCUGAAGUAGCUCAGGCUUUGAUUGCAUCCAUUCAUAUGGUGACAGCAAACACUGAAGCCAUCAAGCUGGUUGAGGCUCUGGCAAUCAACAGCAAAAUAGUGGAAACCCCUGUUCUGCGUGAGAUCGUCCUCCUUGGCUAUGGUACCAUGAUUUCAAAACACUGUGUUGAGCUGGCUGUCUGCCCUGCAGAGCUCAUAAGGCCCAUCCAGGACCUCCUUGCAGAGGCUGUUGCUAAAGAUGAGAUCCAGGAUAUAAUCCUGCUCGUGAAGGUUCUGGGUAAUGCUGGCCAGGCUACUAGCCUUAAGCCGAUUACAAGGAUCCUGCCCAUACAUGGCACUGCAGCUGCAUCUCUGCCCAUGAAAGUCCAUGCUAAUGCCAUCAUGGCCUUAAGGAAUAUUGCAAAGAAGGAGCCUAGAAUGAUCCAGGAAUUGGCUCUUCAGCUCUACAUGGACAAGGCUCUUCACCCAGAGCUCCGUAUGCUCGCAAGCAUUGUGCUGUUUGAGACAAGGCCUGCAAUGGGUUUGGUGACAAGUCUUGCCAACAUUGUGAAGACAGAAGAGAAUCUGCAGGUAGCAAGCUUCCUUUAUUCUCACAUGAAGUCCCUGACAAGGAGUACCGCCGCUAUCCAUGCCUCAGUUGCUGCAGCUUGCAACAUUGCCAUUAAAAUCCUGAGCCCAAAGCUGAACAGACUGAGCUUCCGUUUCAGCAAGGCCAUCCACGUGGAUAUCUAUAACAGUCCCUUGAUGCUUGGUGCUGCUGCCAGUGCUUUCUACAUCAAUGAUGCUGCCACCAUUCUGCCCAGAUCUAUUGUGGCUAAGACCAGCGCAUACCUUGCUGGAGCUGCUGCCGAUGUUCUGGAGGUUGGAGUAAGAACUGAGGGACUCCAAGAGGCUCUUCUGAAAAACCCUGCACUUAUUGACAAUGCUGACAGGAUGACCAAGAUGAAGCGUGUCAUUAAGGCUCUGUCUGAGUUGAGGUCUCUGCCCAGCAGCACACCUCUGGCCUCCGUCUAUGUCAAAUUCUUCGGACAAGAAAUUGCCUUUGCCAACAUUGACAAAGCCUUGAUUGAUCAGGCAAUUGCGGUUCUCUCCUUCCAAGUAACCUCAGCAGCACUUUCCAGGAGCAGAAGCAGUGCCUCAAGCUUUGAAGCCAUCCAGAGACAGAACAAAUUUCUUGGCAACGAAGUAGCUCCUACCUUUGCAAUCAUCGUCCGUGCUAUGAGAGCUGACAAGAAUGUGUUGGGAUACCAACUGGCAGUCUACUUGGACAGACCUACCACCAGACUUCAGAUUAUUCUGGCUGCCUUGGCUGCUAAUAACAACUGGAAGCUUUGUGCUGAUGGAGCUCUGCUUAGCAAGCACAAAGUCACAGCUAAAAUUGGCUGGGGAGCAGAAUGCAAGCAGUACAACACCAUAAUCACAGCCGAGACUGGUCUUGUUGGUCCAAGCCCUGCAGCUCGCAUCAGAGUGGCCUGGACUGAACUACCUUCCGCACUUAAACACUAUGCACAGAGGGUGUAUGACUACAUUCCUGCUUCCAUGCUUGCUGGCUUGAUUCAAGAAAAGGAUCAAAACAUCGCCAAUCAGCUCUCACUUACAGUGGUUGCCACAUCUGACAGGACCCUUGACUUAAUUUGGAAAACACCAACACGUACUGUCUAUAAGCUGGCUCUGCGUCUUCCCAUCACUCUGCCACUUGCUGAAAUCAAAGGUCUCACACCAUUCGAUGGCCUUGCUGAUAAAGUCCACUACUUGUUUGCCAAGGCUGCUGCAGCCGAAUGUAGCUUCAGCAAGGAAACACUGACCACGUUCAACAACAGGAGAUACAAGUACGAAAUGCCGUUGUCUUGCUACCAAGUUCUGGCACAGGAUUGCACAGAUGAGCUGAAAUUCAUGGUUCUGCUGAAGAAGGAUAACAUCAAACAGAACCAUAUCAAUGUAAAAAUUGCUGACAUUGAUAUUGACCUGUACCCGAAGAACACUGACGUGAUUGUGAAGGUCAAUGGAAUGGAAAUACCCAUCAACAACCUGCCAUACCAGCAUCCCACAGCUAAAAUCCAGAUCAGGCCAAAUGGUGAGGGUAUCUCUGUGUUCGCUCCCAGCCUGGGUCUUCAUGAAGUCUACUUUGACAGUAACUCAUGGAAGGUUAAAGUUGUGGACUGGAUGAAGGGACAGACCUGUGGACUCUGUGGAAAGGCUGAUGGGGAAGUCAGACAGGAGUACCGCACACCCAACGGACACUUGACCAAGAAUGCAGUCAGUUAUGCUCAUUCCUGGGUUCUGCCAGCUGAGAGCUGCAGGGACACCACUGAGUGCCGCAUGAAGCUUGAAUCUGUACAGCUGGAGAAGCAGGUAAACAUCCAUGGCCAGGAAUCUAGAUGCUACUCUGUUGAGCCUGUGCUGCGCUGUCUGCCCGGCUGCUUCCCUGUGAAUACCACAGCCGUCACUGUUGGCUUCCACUGCCUGCCUGCGGAUUCUGACUUGAAACAUCCCGAGAGUCUGAGCAGCAUCUACAACAACAGCGUGAAUCUGAGGGAAACAGCAGAAGCCCACCUUGCCUGCAGCUGCACUGCUCAGUGUGCUUAAUUAAAAACGUAUCACUUACAUCAUGUGUAUGUUUUUAUUUCAUUUUAAAUAAAUUGUAUCUCAAAACAAAGUUUCUUAAAGUUGUUUCAAUUAUGGCGACUUCACUACAGUGAAAUUGUUUCCAAUAGAGGUCAAUAAGGGGUCAAAUGACAAGAAACUUGUGUUUCAAGAAUGUAUAAUGAAUGUUUCAAGAAUAAAAGAUUGUCUACAAUA
Morone saxatilis (striped sea-bass) is the source of this 3935-nucleotide messenger RNA. RefSeq names its product vitellogenin-like. Gene Ontology annotation, molecular function: lipid carrier activity. The record is from RefSeq and is a predicted model, not a curated record. NCBI's taxonomy places the organism in Eukaryota, Metazoa, Chordata, Actinopteri, Moronidae. Gene Ontology annotation, biological process: lipid transport.